CCAUAGACAUACUGCCUCUUUUCUCGCUCCCUAGUGAUUCUCUUGUAGUCUCUGACACAUUUUCUCCUCUUUUCUUAACGCCAUUGAAAGUGACAUCCUUUUUAGAACUUCUUUGACUGCCUAAAAAAUCACUCGUGACCCUUGCUCUUCUCUUGGUCUUUUCCAACUCUGUUUCGUAAUUGCUCCAUUUAAAACUUGUAAGGCCUUAGUUUCUUUUGGAUUUCUAUAAUGGAUGGCGGGGAGCUCGAACUCUCUAACCAAGAAAUGUUGUCAAGUUCUAGUUUUGGUGAAAUUCCAGAAUGUAGUUCGAUGAAGGAGCUUUUCAAUGAAAUUUUCACGGACAUGCAUGCUUGUAUUCAUACGCACACUUGCAAUCCAUCUGGUCCUGAUAACCCACAUACACACACUUGUUACCAUGUUCACACCAGGGUUGUUCCUCCCCCAGCCCCAUGUGAGGAUAAUAAGUUCCUUAGUGACGAUACUGCUGCAGAGUCCAACAGAGGAAAGAAACGCCCUUUGAGUAGUAAUAAGGAAGCAGUUCGCAAGUACCGUUUGAAAAAUAAGGCUCGGUUUGCAUCAUUAGAGGAUGAGGUAGUCAGGUUGAGGGCUAUGAAUCAGCAACUGUUGAAGAGGCUGCAGGGUCAAGCUUUCUUGCAAGCUGAGAUUUGCAGGCUCAAGUGCUUGCUCGUGGAUAUCCGAGGAAGGAUUGAUGGUGAAAUUGGAUCAUUUCCAUACCAGAAGCCAAUGGAAAGUGGGCAUUUAUAUCAGAGUCUUGUUAAUCCUAACCUCCGCGGAGCUUAUGUGAUGAACCCUUGCAACCUACAAUGUGAUGAUCAGGUUUAUAAUUGCCUCCAACCGGGUUCGGAAGAGUUAAAGGAUCAAGGCCUCAAUAGUUGUGGAUUUGGACUUAAGGAGAUUCCUGGGUGUGUAUUGGGCUAUGGUACUCCUACUGCCAGCGCUUCUCGUGGGAAUAAGAGAACAGGUCUGGACAAGGAUCAUGCAGUGGUUACAGAAACAGCACCAUCCUUGCAGUAGUUUGGACCAACACCUCAGGAAGCUCAUAUGCUGCUCUAGGGGAAGUCUCAGGCUGCACAUAUUUUUAUACUGGUAUAUGUUUGAGUAUGUCUAUGCUAUUUGGCUGGAGAGAAAUCACAGAAUCUUUGAGAAGACAAGAAGAAGCCGGGAAUCUUUAGCCAGGGAGAAUAGUUUAAAUUUGUAAUGUUAGAGCUACUAAGGGGAUUAUACCACCUAUUCACCAACUCAUGUUUUAGUUUAGUCUCUCUGAACUGCGCUAUAGCUUUGUAAUUGACUCUUUGUUGAUUAAUACAAUUUGUUAGUUACCCAAAAAAAGAAAAA
Molecule: messenger RNA, 1356 nt
Organism: Lycium ferocissimum
Lineage: Eukaryota; Viridiplantae; Streptophyta; Magnoliopsida; Solanales; Solanaceae
Product: basic leucine zipper 23-like
Exons: 3
Coding region: 229-1035 (268 amino acids)
Biological process (GO): regulation of transcription by RNA polymerase II; DNA-templated transcription
Molecular function (GO): DNA-binding transcription factor activity, RNA polymerase II-specific; RNA polymerase II cis-regulatory region sequence-specific DNA binding
Source: RefSeq, a predicted model, not a curated record